Messenger RNA from Theobroma cacao (cacao), 3517 nucleotides. Its product is annotated as nuclear factor kappa-B-binding protein. The record is from RefSeq and is a predicted model, not a curated record. Lineage: Eukaryota; Viridiplantae; Streptophyta; Magnoliopsida; Malvales; Malvaceae. Gene Ontology annotation, cellular component: Ino80 complex.
CCCCCUCCCCCUCCUCUCUCUCUCUCUCUCUCUCUUCCCUUGUAUUCAACCAUACUCUAUCUCCUGUUUGUGUGUGUGUGUUUGUCUCUCCCUCUAUUGGAUAACUCCAAACCCUUGUUUUCUCUCUUUCUCUCGCCGCCUUCCCUGCUUUUCUCUGCCCCUUUCCUUACCGUCUUUUCCUUCUGAUUUUGCGUUUUCUCGAACGCCUAUUCCGACUUGUUUGAAGGAAAUGAUUGGUAUGUAUUGUCAAGAGCAUAUCUUCUUGUAUAAUUCUACAACAUUCUUUUGCCGAUUCUGUUGAUAUCUGGUGUCAAUGGCGGCUGAUCAACGAAGAAAGCGACUGAAUGGUGCCAGCAUUGCUGGCUGCAAUUCUCGGGACCAAUACAGAACCAAAAAGAGAAAACUAGAGUCACUUCAAAAUGAUUUAAACACAAAAUGUUGUAUUUCCCUUGAGUGGGAUGGCAACAAAAAAAGAGUUGUUGCCAAAAGGGAACAAAUUGGCCUGAGUCGGAGGCAUUUGAGGCCAUUUAUUGAUUCCGCACCACAUUACCACAGAGUUUUGGCAGAUGUUUUGACGCUUCCUCAUGAAACUUUUGACUUAGAGAACUUGACAGAGGUGCUUUCUUAUGAGGUUUGGCAGAAUCAUCUGUCUGAAAAUGAGAGAAAUCUUCUGAUGCAGUUUCUUCCUACAGGAACAGACAAAGAGCAGGUUCUGCAAGCAUUGCUUGCAGAAGAGAACUUUCACUUUGGAAAUCCUUUUCUUAAAUGGGGUGCAUCACUUUGUUUGGGUCAUCUUCACCCUGAUGCAGUUAUUCAGGGGGAACAGCGUUUAAAGGCAGAGAAGAAAGCAUACUACUCAGAGUUACAGGACUACCAUGAUGAUAUUAUAGAGUGUUUGCAGAAACUGAAGGAGAAAUGGGAAAGCUGCCAAGACCCAGAACAAGAAAUUGUACAGAAGUUUUGGAGGUCAAGAAGGGUUGGCGAGAAGAGGGUUUUCUCAAAUUCGAAUGAAUCUAGGCUUGGCAGUGUUGAGCAGGAUGUUACAGCUACUUCUGAAUCUUGUUCUUGGGUUGCAGAUGAGAAAGCAUGCAGUAGUGAUAAUCAGAAUUCUUCUGUUAUGAAGGGUGGAGAACAACAAAGAAGAAUGUACGAGAAAGGUUUCAUCAAGGAAAAAUGUAGAAUUCUCUUGACUGGUUCGGGUGAUGCACUGACUGCAGAAGAAAGGCCCAAGAAGGGUGACAAGCUACACAAGCACAAUAUUCAGCAGAGUGAUGGUGCCAAAUAUAUGUCAUGUUUUAAGAUAAGCAAGAAGCAACAUGAACUUAUUAAGAAUAUGAAGCAGUCUGGUAGAAGCAUUCAGGCAAGGUCCCUCAACCGUGUCUUAGGUGACAUUGAUAGCUUGCAUGUGCAGCCAUAUGAAGUCUUCAUGGAAGAAGAACAGAGGAAGUUGCAUGAACAUUGGUUGAGAUUGGCACAAGAAGAUCUCCCUGCAGCAUAUGCAAACUGGAGAGAAGUGCAGUUACAGAAAUGGGAAAUAACCAAGUUGUUGAAGCACGAUAUGAAAGAAAAACUAAAUCCGGUGUUGGAGGAUGAUGAGGAGGAAGAUACUGGAAAGGUCCAGGAUCAGGAAGACUAUGGUGGUCCAAACUUGGCUGUUUUAGAUGUAGAGAAAGAGGACCCUGAGGAGUUUCUUGAGGAUCAGAAGGAUGCUGAAGCAACAGACAGCGAGUCCAGCAUGCAAGAGGGGGAGUCUGGUCUGGCCUUACCUCAGAACCAGUCCCCACAGCAGAUUUCUUCUACUGAUAGUGGCCACACGUGCAACCGUGUGGAUAUGGAGUCUGAAAACAAUGAGAAUCUCUCAAAAUCAGAUGAUUCUUUUUCAGAUGCAUGCGAGCACUCGGAGAAUUUGAACACUGCUGAUGCAACUGUUAGUCAGGAAGUUCCUGUCUCUUCAGCAGAAAAUGUCUGGCCAGCAGAUAACAUGCAACACUCUUACCAUGAUUCUACUGCAGGCCAUGAAUACACACCUGCCAGUGGAUUGCCACUUGCACAUCAAGCCAAUGAAGACCAACAGAACCAAAUGAUUGAUCUGGAGUCAGACUUGAAUGAAGACAGUACUGGGAAGGUUUUGUUGCAUGGACAUUCUGAAGAUGGUUCCUUUAGUUCUUAUGCAAACCAAGAAAGAAAUGAGCUACUUCAAUCCUUUUUCAAGGAUCAGGGAAUGUUGUCAUAUCAUAGCGAGCAGAAACAGGCAGGGUUAGAUUUUCAGCCCCCAAAGAAUUUGGUGAUGGAAGAUGGUCAUUUUAAUGGGCAAUUUCAGGAGCAGUUGCAGUCAUCACUGCCAUUAGAGGAGGGGCAAAAGAGUCAGAAUGAGGUUUAUAUGCAACAAAACAUGUCAGAAAACCUUUACUCUGAUGGGGAGAGGUACUUGACCCCAAGGCAAGAACACUUGCCUUCAGGAAAUAUGCAGGUUUGGCCUGUCAAUCCUGUCCGCAUGUCAGCACCUUUCCAACAUCAGUUGAAUAGUGGAGAAUUAUUGAGUCCAAACUGGUUUACUGGAGAGCAUCAAGUUCAAGCUCGUGGUGGGUGGGCUGGUUCAGAUGGUUUUAGUGGCCCAAGCCAGGGUAUUCCGAGUGGAAGCAAUGCAGAUCAGAGCCUAUUUAGCGUUCUAUCUCAAUGUAACCAACUUCGUUCAAGUAGCCCUUAUGAAUCAAUGAGCUCUGCCCAGCAGUUCAUUUCACAGAGGAACAAUGGAUUGGUGAGUGGGGGCACUUCUGGAAUUAUUGGAAAUAGUUUACAGCAAGCUGCUCAUCCACUUGAUUAUUUAGGGGGUCGUGAUGCAACUACCUCACUGAUGCCUGAUGAUAUGGGAUGGAUGACCUUGCCACAUCAGAAUUCUGCUUUGCAUGAUCCAAUGGGGAAACCAUAUUUGAGGUCAUGGAAUCAAUAAGAGGGUCUCUUUUUGAUAUUGCCUUGUUGAGGAAGGGAGGUCUAAAAUUAUAGUGGAAUUAAUUGGAGGGUUAAAGUUUAUAGUCAUGGGCUGGUUUGGAGGAUUGGAAGAUAUGCCGAAUGUGAAACUUCAUCUGAUGGGAGUUUGUUUCUUAAAUUAUUUUUAGAGAAAUGCUAGAAGAGACUUCUAGGUUACAACUGCAGAUUUGCAGCAGCGGAGUAUACAAGACUCUGGGAUAGGUUUUUGUACAUACCUAUACAAAGAGCCAACUGAACUCGACACCUUUGUAUAUAGGUAGAUGUUAGAGGGGCUGGUGGGGGGUAAGUUGUGAAGGAUGAAAUAGUCCUGGCAUCUCAUAUUUGGUAGAUUUACAUAUUACAAUAUUCUCUUGGGGAUUCUUUUUUUUUUUUAAUUUUGUUAUCCUCUUAUCCCAUUGACUGAAGUAUUUGCAAUAAUUUUAGAAGUUCUAAUUGAAACUUUGUCUUUCUGUCUUAGUUGAACAAUAUGUUUUUAUGAGGUUGUGAGUGGGCUAAUAAUACAUGGGAGGCAGCUGAGUUGACUGUGUCA